AUGGCCGAUAUUACACCUACUCCUGAGCAACAGAUUAAGAUCCUUAUUGAUCGUAUAGGGGCUAGCUGUGAUAUUAAGAAAGAACAGAGGCAGGCACAUUAUGAGGCAUUUGGGAAGCUCUUUAGUGGCGACAGGAGAGGUAGUAGUUGGGAGGUUACAGCCCUAGAGAAGGCCUUAGAUGACUUUGCUGACCCUGAGAUCAUCGAAGACAUGAAAUUGGACAUACCAAAUAUCGUUGACAUCUUCGUGAUGGAAUUGGUCAAGACCUUACAUUGUACAUUCUUUUACCAUAAGGAGGUGGCUAUGGGUAAUACUCGAGGUGAUAACAUUGAAGAUGAUGAUGCCAAUGACAACAACAUCAUCAUCAACAACUGUUUCUAUCUCAACCGUUUUUAA
Perkinsus marinus ATCC 50983 is the source of this 396-nucleotide messenger RNA. RefSeq lists its product as hypothetical. Lineage: Eukaryota; Perkinsozoa; Perkinsida; Perkinsidae. The record is from RefSeq and is a predicted model, not a curated record. The transcript is spliced from 5 exons. Bases 1 to 396 code for a protein of 131 amino acids.